Molecule: messenger RNA, 2019 nt
Organism: Xyrauchen texanus (razorback sucker)
Lineage: Eukaryota; Metazoa; Chordata; Actinopteri; Cypriniformes; Catostomidae
Gene: mtx1b
Product: metaxin 1b
Exons: 8
Coding region: 1-927 (308 amino acids)
Biological process (GO): mitochondrion organization
Cellular component (GO): SAM complex
Source: RefSeq, a predicted model, not a curated record
AUGGGCCGAAUGGGCAGCGAUCAGGUCACUCAAAAUUCUUUCAAAUAUGGCUGCCCCCUUGGAGUUGUACAGUUGGAUAGGCGAUUAUGGAUUACCUUCAAUAGAUGUCGACUGUUUAACUGUGCUGGUACUCUACCUGCUCUGAAGACCAGGGAAGAAGGAAGCAUCUCCCAAACCAGUAAGAUCAUCAUUCAUCUCAGGAAACAGGAGUACAAUGCAGACUAUGACCUGUCGGUAAAAGAGGGUGCAGAUGCGCUUGCCUUUGUCUCUCUACUGGAGGAGAAAUUGCUACCAGCACUGGUUUACACACUGUGGAUUGACUCUAAAAACUAUGUGGAUGUUACACGGUGCUGGUAUGCGGAAAACAUCCCCUUCCCUCUCAACUUCCUGUUGCCCAACCGCAUGCAUGGCCAGCAGCUUGAGGGACUGAGACUCGUGAGGGGUGACCCAGUCCUGGAACCCGGUGAACAGCUGGAGAAAGAGCGUUACCGUGAUGCGUUUGAAUGUAUGACCCUCCUAUCGCAGAGACUAGGCUCACAAAAGUUGUUCUUUGGCGACACUCCCUCAUCAUUGGAUGCAUAUGUGUUUGCACACCUGGCUCCUCUGUUGAAGAUCAAGCUGCCAAAUGGAAAGCUGCAGCAACACCUCAUCUCUUUGAACAACCUGCAACAGUUCUGUACCAACAUCCUAGGACUCUACUUCCCUUCUGAUGAACAAGAGGCCCCAGGUCGCAAGACGCAUGUUCAGCCUGACAGCGGCGACUAUGAAAAUGAGCCCCACAAGCGCUGUAACCUGAUUCUUUCUGUUCUGUUCGCCGUGGGAGCCAUGCUUGGAUACGCUAUCAUCACCGGGAUUGUUAAAAUCAGCCAUGAGCAGCCAGAGCUGAAGAAUUCUAGCCAUUAUGAUAAAGAAGAAGAUGAGGAAUAAAUGGAGAAAAUGUGGGAUAGAUGUCACCAUUGACAACGAGCGUACCUUAGUGCUCACCUGCCAUUCAGAGCGGAGCACAUAUAUUGUCUCCCUUUAUGCACGAGUGUGCUCUGCCAGAAUCGUUCACCUGACGUAGCCUCAGGUGAGCCUCUUAUUGGUGCUUUUUCUUUUAUAGUAAUUAUUGUUAAUAUUAAUGUUAUCAGUUAUGAUUCUCUGGUGUUGUGAACUGUAAUUUUUUCAGGACUUGCAUAGGCAUUCAGAUUUUGGUUUUAUCUUGUGGUCUACUUUGCAGAAAACUUGUUACUUAAGAAAAUGUCAAACACUCCAUGUUUGUUUGCAUCUAUCUGAAAAUGGAAAAUAGAUCUAUCUGUAAAACUUAACUUCGUUUUCGGAACUCUGACACUUGGAAUGGAAUGGAAUGCAAUAUUUUUAAGUGUAGUAAUGGGUAAGUACAUGGUCUUAGAAGUACACUGUUACACACUACAAAAUAGAAAUACAGAAGAAGCCUGUUAACAUUAACAGCUGCACUGUUAUGCUUCAUCACUUGUAGAUGGACUGUAAAUAUUACUUUUAAUUUGGUGCAGCGAUGUGAUAUGAUGAACUGCAGACUAAACGUAGAGUCAAAUGAUUGACAUUUUCCUACACAUUGCAGAGAACUUACAGAUUAAACUUGCUAAAAACUUCUUAUCUAAAACCAACAAUCUAGGAGUUCUUUAAAUGUCACUCCAGACCCAAAGCUUAAUCAAUCAGGUGGGUUUUAGAGCUCUCCAGAGGACUGCUGAGGAGAUCUUUAUUAUGUCUUGCCCAACACUGCAAUGAAGUUGGACCCGGUGGCCAUUAUACAGCUGGGGUGCUCCAUCUCGAUCGUUCACUGGAAUCUCAAGGCACAGUGGAGUCAUCCAUUUUGUUGCAUGGAGGCCAGACCUACCCUGGCCUGGACCUCACUGGGUUGACCCUCUCAAAAAAUAUUAAGUUCACUGAUAGAAAUGUAUUUGUUAUGACAUGAUUCCGCAUUUAUUUACACAAUGUUUUUUUGGUAAAUAAACUUCUGUGCAUUUUCAUAUUUUGCUGGUCCAUAAACAAUAAAAUCAA